Messenger RNA from Paramecium tetraurelia, 1105 nucleotides. RefSeq lists its product as uncharacterized. The transcript has 2 exons. The record is from RefSeq and is a predicted model, not a curated record. Gene Ontology annotation, cellular component: cytosol. Lineage: Eukaryota; Ciliophora; Oligohymenophorea; Peniculida; Parameciidae.
AUGAGACAGUAAUUGUUAACAUCUCCUCAACCACCACCGAAAUAAUUUGUAAUUCCACAACAAAGACCCACUUAUUACUAACCACCGUAUCAACCUCAAACUUACAGACGACCACAACCAGCUUUUGUAAUUUAUACACAACCAUAACCCCAAUAAUACUAAUAUUAAUAAUAUCAAUCAUCAAUCUAACCCAGACAGACCUAACCAGUCUACACUGUUCAAUCCCAAUAAAUUUAUCAACCCAGUCCUGCCAGACAAUAACGAAAUUCUAUUCAUUAAUAACAACUCCCAAUUGUUAAUUCUAUAAACCCUCAAUACUCUAACAACUAAAGAUUAAUUUAUCCAAGUAGUUCACAACAAUAAUAAACGCUCCCAUAAACUGCUCCCAGAUAUUCGGUAUAAAAGCCUCAAACGUACACACUUCCUAAUCAAACCCCUCAAUAGAUUUUCCCACAAUAAAAUUAUCACCAAACAUAAUAAUAACAAAUCUAAUAGUAGACGCCCCAAAUUAAAUCCAUUUCGCCAGUCAACACGUAACAGGAAGAUGAAUUGGAGAAGAGAUUCUAAGAUGCUAUUGACAGAACCAGAGAUUUAGUAUAGAAAUAUAAUCCGGCAGAUUAAAAUAAAUAACAAUAAUAAUAAUUAACACAAUUGGCAUUACAAUACGAAGAUGGAUUUAUAUAUCGAGGACAGGGUUACGAACCUGCAGUAAGGGAAGGAUUCGGAGUGCUCACUGACCAAUAUGAGAAUGAAGUAUAUAGUGGAUAUUGGAGAGACAAUCAAUAUCAUGGCCAGGGAAAACUAAUCAAUUUCCAAGUGGAACAAAUCUAGGGACCUUAUGACUAUAGGGAUCUUGGGAACAUCGAGAACGGAUGGCUGAGUUAUGAAGGUGAUUUCUAUGAAGGCAAAAUGCAUGGAAAAGGAGUCCUCAUGUUGACAAACGGAGAGUAAUUUGAAGGAGAAUUCAACGAUGGCAUGAUUGAUGGCUAAGGAAUAUAUUCUACGUCAGAUCGACAUGACAUUAGAGGAGUUUGGAAAGAUGGAAUUUUAGUAGAAUGAUUCUUGAUUUUUAUUUAUAAGUGCAUAUUUUAAGCAAUUCAUCCGC